UGUUAGGCCACGGGACCUCCUGCAGCCAGGCCCCCUCACAGCACCACGUUAUGAACUCGAUAUCGAUACGAGCCAAGCUCACGGAUAUUUAUUUUAAUCUCACAGUUUAUUGAAUCUGGUGAAAUGUUAUGUUUCCACCGGGGCGCUGCUGCCAUUGGCCCGGCCUUGCACCACGUGGUCGGGCAGUCACGCGCUUUCCAGGAACCCGUCAGGAAGAAGAAAAACAAAACAAACCCGAUAGAGCUGCGGCAGCGUGUGGACUCCAUUGAAAAGUGGGCCUUAUUAUCUCCGGCACGGGAGACUACACGAGGUCCGACGCGGAGAGGGACGCCUGUGGGGGCGUCGUCGAGACCUAAAGCACACAGAGAACCACAGCAGACCAGACCAGGUUGAGUCAAGUAACUGACGUCUUCUCCCCUAUUCCCUUCCCCCCAGCCGUGUAGGCUGCAUCCACCAGCAAUCUGCGAUUAUCGCCCUCGGCGGUAAUUUAUUGUGCCGAUCCGACAACCUCACACCACUGGGACUGGACAGGAGGCCCAGAGGUUACCCCCGCUGGAGCUCUAAGCUGUGUCUGGCAAUGCCUCAGCCCAGCAUCAUUGGGAUGGAGCCUCCCUUUGCAGACGCAUUUCAAAACUACUCAUUUGCUGACCAGGUCCUGACCAGCACUGAUCUGCUCGCCACCAGCUCUGACCCAGAUUUCAUGUACGAAAUGGACAGAGACAUGACCCACAGGCAGAGCCCCUGUGGGGACAGCAUGGUGGGUAUCGGCGAUGGAGGAAAGGAGGUGGAGGGCUGCGUUGAUCAGCUCAUGGGUUUGGCCGAGUGUGACACGGUCCACAGCACCCCGGCGUUCGAACAGUGGGACUCCUACUGGGAGGACCUCACCAGAUACACACGGCUGGCCAGCUGUGACAUCUGGGGGACCAAAGAGGUGGAUUUCCUUGGAUUGGAUGACUUCUCCAGUCCCUACCAGGAUGAGGAAGUGAUCAGUCGAACACCGACACUGGCUCAGCUCAACAGUGAGGAUUCACUGCCCGUGUGUGAGGCCCUCUACCCCCCUGCUGAUCUGACCCUGCCUUCCCCUCUGCCUCCGCUUCAACCGUCCCAGUUUCCCUGUCACGGUAAGAGACCCCUGUUCCCCGGCAAAGGAUCCGGCCCAGGAACUGCAAGGCCCUCCCCAAGUUCUUCAUCCCGUCCUUCCCGCAGUUUUCUCCCAGACUUCCCUGAAAGUUCCAAAAAAGCCACCCGACCUGUCCCCUCCAGCACUGAGACUAUGGCUAAGACCCAGAGCCAGCUCAGUCUCACCCAGAACCACGGCCAAGCUGAAAGCAAGACCCAGUGCAGAGGAGCCAAGAUGGCAGCCCCCACUUCCCAUGGCUCUGUCUUUGUGCGAAAGGCUAAAGUCCGUGUUAGCGCAGUGGAUAAAGCUCAGCCCAACCUGCCCUCCAAGACUGAUUUUGAGAUGUCAGAUGUGCCUCUACCUCUCUCCCAGCCCCAAGAAGAAGAAGCUUCCACUUCAGCUAGUGCCGCCUCAGUGGGAUGUCCUGAUGCAGCAGCCGGUAGCUCCAGCAGCCUGGCGAGCUUUGAGAAGGGUGCAGAGGGGACAGGGAGAAGAGAGAUGCCUGUAGGUUGGACUGCCACUGUGCCUCAACUCGUGGAGACGAGUCAGGCCAUGGAGGGCACCACCUCUGGGCUGGUGAGCAUCGCCGACAGUGUGGCAGGUGCUAGCGGUGGCGUUCUGGUUGCAGAGGGGACGGAGAAGAGCAAGGAGGAGGAACACAACUACUCCCUGUUCCUGACCCGCAGCAGACUGGCCGGCAGAGCCCCCUCCCAGCUGGAGGAGGACGAGGAAGACGAGGAUGAGGAAGAAGCGGAUGAGGAGGAGGAGGAAGGCGACGGACUGGAGCUAGAUGACGAAGACCACGAUGAGGGUUUUGGCAGCGAGCAUGAGCUUUCUGAGAAUGAAGAGGAGGAGGAGGAAGAAGAGGAAGAGGAGGAGGAGGAGGAGGAUGAAGAUUACGAAGCAGACAAGGACGAUGACAUGAGUGACACCUUCUCUGAGCCAGGUAGCCCUCAUCAAAGUACAUCUGGCUGUGACAUGGAGCUGAUGGAUGACGUUAAAGGCCUGACAGCAGGAGUCUCCAGCCGGAAGAGAGGCAAGCGCCGCUACUUCUGGGAGUACAGUGAACAGCUCACCCCCUCGAAACAGGAACGCAUGCUUAAGCCGUCUGAGUGGGACAGACACACGCUGCCUAGCAACCUGUACCAGAAGAACGGGCCUCUCCAUGGAAAAUACAUGCUGAAGAAGUCACGUCGUACGGAUGUGGAAGACCUGACUCCCAAUCCACGUAAGUUGCUGCAGAUCGGCACCGAGCUCCGCAAACUGAACAAGGUGAUCAGCGACUUGACACCCGUGAGCGAGCUGCCGCUGACUGCACGACCCCGGUCCCGCAAGGAGAAGAACAAGCUGGCGUCCAGAGCUUGUCGUCUUAAAAAGAAAGCCCAGUAUGAAGCAAACAAGGUGAAGCUCUGGGGACUCAGCACAGAAUAUGAUCGGCUGCUCUUCGUGAUCAAUACCAUCAAGGAGGAGAUAGUGGUGCGAGUGGAGGACUCUACUCCUCGUACAACCAACAUGACUGACACCCUGGAGCGGCUCAUCAAGGAGACACUUGUGGCAUCCCCAGUUGCCGGGCAGACGUCAGAAUUUGUCAACAAGAUCUUGGAGAACACCGGACGCGGAGAUCCCACUGGCGGACUGGUCGGCCUGCGAGUUCCCACUUCCAAAAUCUAGACAAACCGCCGUCCACUGAGAGGAGUGGGCUAAAUAUUACCACCGUGCUGUCCCAUUGUAACUAUGCUCCCCUCUGCAUGCCCCUCCAACCCCGCGCACAUACACAUUGUUAGUCACACAAACACACAUACAACUCCCUGUGUGUGUAUGUAUGUGUGCUUGUUUAAAGCCAUGCACCUGUAUGGCCUACACCGUAGCUUUCUGUCUCUGCAAACUGCAUGCAGAGUCACUGUCUCCCAACCCAUCGUGAGCAUCUGUUGGGAAACGCGCCUCUAAAAGCAAAGGAUGGUUUGGUGUAUAGCUAACAGCACGUCCUAAAUCCACUGGUGAUUAUUAGAUGUGUUUAACAUAGCAUUGUGUUGGGGUGGAUCUGUUGGAGGUCUGCUUCCAAGGCUGAGACAGACAGUCACCCGAGUGCAACUACUGGAAUACUUUCACACAGUCUGUUUGAGAUUGUUAUGACGGAGGAAGAACCGUUGAACAUUGGACCCCAUCAAAGAUCGAAAAGGUUCCAGGUAUCUUUUCCUAGAAGAGCUUCGCUUCACAUGGCAACAAAAUUGAACUGCGUGAUGUGAACUCGACCCACUGAGUUAAAGCACUUUGAUGGAAAUGGCUCUGGAUGCCAAGACAGCUGCAGAAAAAAAAAUGCAGCACGCUCGUUACAGGGUGGCAAGUUAUAUUUUGUAUUGAAGGCCUAAAUAUGUUCAUGCCAUCCCCUGUUUGCCAAUCAGCUCAUUGAAAUUAAUGUUCCAAAAAAAAGUUGAAUCUUAGGAAUUAAGUGACAUCCUGCUGGGGUGGAGUUUGUUGCAGGCAGGAGGAAGCUUAACGGCUCAUUAUCUGGACAGGAGGUUUUUUGACCAUGUGGAGAGGAAGCGCAUGUAGUUUGGUGCUUUUUGGCCUUGUGCUAGUUAUAACUGGACUGAGUGAAACGGAGGCGUUUUGCCAGUAUGGGAGUGGACUGUGAGGAAGAUCAUGGUGGUGAUGAAGAAGACAUUAGCAGUGAUCCAUCUCCUCGAAGAGUCAUACACACGUGUACAUAGAAGUGUCUCCCAGUGAAAAACGGCACCGGCUCCACUUUUUGUACAGUAGAGUUGACCAGGCUAACAGUUUGGUGUGUUCAUACUAGUGUUUGAUCAAAGUUCUAUUCAUUGUGCCUUGUUUAUGUAUGUGUGUGUGUGUGUUUCUGUAAGUCUGAGUGCGUAUGUGAGAGAGACUGAACGAGAAGAGGCGAUUGCUCAGAACUCCCCGAGGUCCAGUCAAGGAGAGGACUACUUUACCCUGAGGGAGGAUGUCAGUGAAUGUUAGGAGGGGGACACCUGUGGGGUUAUGGUGUAUUUCAGUUGUUUAAAGAUGUUCUGAAUGUAUAUAAAACAAAUGGAAGCUCUCGUUGCAGGAUGCCACAGAGUCUGUGUAUAUAAGGAGGGCUCUGCAAUAGAUUACUUAUGGUUUUUGGUACUUUGUCUUUUUUGGGGGGAGGGUCAGGGGCAGGGUUAACGGAUAUUUUUCGUUAAGAGUUACAAAAAAUAUUUGCACACUAUAUUUUGAUUGUUUUUUGUACCAAAGACACAUGCAACGAAACGGCGACCAGCCUGUUAAAGUAAGGUUUUGCACAGCUUACCUGACGCCGUAUUGAAUGUAAGAAAUGUGGGAGGGUCAGGGAACUUCAUAGAACUGUGAAAUUAGCUUGGGUCCAAUUCUGUACAGAAAAGGAACAUUCAUUUUUUUUUUCUAACAUUUUUACCCCAUCUGUGGGCUUCUCCAGAAAAUUUGUUGCCUAAGCACUUCAUUCCUGAACUGAUUCCUCUCUCCACAUGCUAAUUGUGUUAAUGGCUCUACCUAGGACAAGAACCAAGAGCACUAGUAGAUAAGCUAUGUUACAUUUUAUGAUUGUUUGUUAAAAUGUCACCAACAAUAACCAAAAUGUUAUGUUUCUUUGUUACCUGUUCAAGAAUCUGUUGUAGACGAGGUCUAGUUCAUCAACAAAAUAAUAACUGAAUUGUGUUUUGAAGUACUGUAUAUAAAAAAACAUAAAUGAUAUACCUUUCAAAGGUGAGAUGCCACUUUUCAUGACACCUGAUUUAAUUUCUAAGCAUGACACAUUUCUAUAGCCCAUCCUUGCAUUAGAAACUUAGAGGAAAAACUGAAAAACCAAAAAAAAAAGGUUCUUGUUAUAUUUUUGUAAUUUUAGCUGCCUGCUAGCUUUCCUGACAGUGCGGAACUAUUUGUUUUGUCAGAUUCUCCAAGUGGAGAGAGGGAGAUGUGGAAUACAGAGGAUUGGAUUUAUUUAAAACACAACGCGCCAAGUAAUGGUCUAGUUUAAAGUCUGGUCUAUUAAGAGAAUGAGGACAGGCUGUCUUUAGCGCAGACAGGGACACGUCCAAGAAACUCAGAGGACAGCAGUGUGGAGAUGGGAGGGCAGUGUUGUCAUAGAUGCUAUAACAUAGACUGUAUAUAAAGAUGGACGAAGUCUACACCUCCUCCUGCUGUACAAAAAUGAAGCCAAAAUACCCCGGGUAUGGUUGCUGGCGUCUUUUGACAUCCUGUACAAAGGUUCUGUUGAUACACACGCUCAACCAAACGCAUGUGAGUCUCAGCUGUCAACCAAUGAUAUCUCACUGCUUGUUGUAACAUCAAAUAACUAAUUAAAACCAAACUAACUCGAAAACUACCUAAAAUGACAGAAAGCAUCUGAGAGAAAAAUGUAUUUCCCAUGCCCUUUUUAGCCCUUUUAGUCCAUUUCCCAUCCACUAACAUGGUGGAGGCAUAGUUAAUAUCCUGUACUGCAGCCAGCCACCAGGGGGUGAUCAAGAAGUUUUUGGCUUCACUUUUGGGGAGCCGUCCAUCUUUAUUUACUUUCUCUCUGUUGUAAGAACGACAAAGCCAUUUCUGUCCCAGACUUCUCUGGAUUCAACACUGCGUUGUUUUUUAGAUUUUCACACGUAUUCCCUCUUUAACCGUGAAGCUGGUUGAAUUCAGCAUCUUCCUGGUCGUGACAUUACUUCCUCUGAGGUUGAACUGCUCAGUUUUUAUAUCUGCCUGGCCUCGCCUUCAGUCCCCAGCAUACGUUUGCUCAUCAAAACUCAAGUCACAAAAGUUUCCGGCCACAAAAAGGCAGCGUGUCCCAACCUUUAACAAUGCAUGACGCCUGUGUAAUGCUUCCCUCCCCGUUGCCUGCUCAGAGGAAACUCUUGCCAUUCCCAGGAAGUGCAAUAUUCAACCAGAGUUCAAUAUGUUUGAAAAAUAAGUGCUUGAUAAAUUCAGGUUAGUGUGAAGUGAAGAGAGUUCUCCUUCACAUAAUGACGAUGGCAAUGCAGAGCUGUGGUCUUUCUGUACCAUGUGAGUGAAUAACAGGUAGUGCUACACACACAUAUAUCUAUAUAUAUCUAUAUAUAUUUUUACUGUUAUCCAUUUUGUCUAAAAAGGGAGAAAUGGUGCUUUUUCUGAUACUAGAGAGACGAGUAUCCAUGAUUCUUAUUUGACUUCUUAGUCUAGUUGUAGCCUAAUGACUUGCUCUCCCCUGCCGUCCAUAGCUAUUUUCUUAGUCGUGAUUCAUUUUUGUAAAUAGACUAUAAGUUAAUAUGUAUCUUAUAAAUGUUAGAUAUAUGUAUAGAAUACUAUAUCUUAUAUGUUUGAAAACAAAAGCACUUUGUCCAAAAAAGAAAAAAAAACAAAAAACAAAAAGAAAAGCAUUUUUUUCUUCCAUUUGCUGCUAAAAGGCCUGGUGUGAAUGCUGCAAGUGUACUUGAUGACCACUUGCUAGGAUAGGUCUAUUACCUGAAUUGGCUAGGUCUAUGUACUAGCAAGAGAAAGGAGUGCGGGUGUGGCCUGACGAGGGUUAGAUCCAAAUGUUUCUGGAGCCGUGUAAUGAUAUGAGGUAUCUUGUGAGAGCGUAUCAUUGCUUGGCUUUGAGAAGCCCAGUGUAUCGAUAGGAUCGAUCUACUUCCUGGUCAGGAGGGACUGUGAGGAUUGUGUUUUUGUGGUCUUAAAAAAAAAAAAAAAAGAGGGUUUUGAUUCCAGGGCCCCUACGUUGAUCCUGAUGCUGACCCCCUUGGUGUCAUGAUUCAUUUUGCCUUCAGUAGAGGUUUCCUAUGGAAAAACUGAUUCUGCUUUGGCUUCCUCUUCAGGGUGAUGUACAGUGUAGACACAUUUCUCCAGAGAGCUAUAUUGUUAUCAUUUGUAAACUGAUUUCUACUUGUGACUUAAUGAGGAGGGGUUGAGCCUGGGGCGGGCAGGAAGAGCUCGUUUGAAAGUCGUUGUUCCUGGCCGCCUCUGGGGAAGUUACUAUAUCACUGUACUGUAUGGCAAGCCAAUUACAAAUGAAGACUCAAUCCGGACACUUAUUGCCUUCUUAAAUAACUUCAGAGACACACAAAUAAAAACAAUAAGACAGCAGACGUGUCAGUUACGGAGAGAUGUGCCUGACGUUUCUGACAUGUUCUGCUAAUGUGCGGUAAUCAACAACAACAACAACAAAACCAUUCAGCCUGAUUGGCUCAAAACAAUCUUGAUUAAAGUAGCAGACAUGGUGAAAUAUGCCUGAAAAAACUACUCGUGCUUUGUUGCGUCCUUUUUGGACAAUGUUCCGAGGCAUUUUCUCAGCCGUAAUUUUGCCCGAGUGUGGAAGGGGGUCAACAGUGGUUAAAGGGCCGCUGGCUGACACCGGCUGGCAAGAGCGGCGUGCGCGUUUUGUAGGCGAUCACAAGCCUUGUUCAAGCAAGAGUCCUCACAGGUUUUCACAUUUAACGUGAUAGGUGCAAGCUGUGCAACUUUACAUUCAAACCAGGAGACUCUGUGGCAUUUUAACAGUCAAGGAAAUGAGUGAGAAAAAAAAAUCCACGCCAGUAAAAUUAUUCCUUCUUCUUUUGAUUUUCUGAUGAAUCCUAUUCAGUCAAAUAUUAAGCUAAUUGAGUGUGUAACUUUGUGCUACUCUUGUCCAAUAAAAGCUAAGUGGAUCCAUAAAGCUCUUCUUCAGCAAAUCAGGGUAAUAUCGUUCUUCUAUCUGACAUACUGUAAGUGAUGACAUAUACAAACCGAAAGAAAAUAUAUUUAUAUUCCAAUUAUUGUCGCCAUUCUUUACUCUGUACAAAAUAUUGUACGUGUGUGUGUGUGUGUGUGUGUUAUGACUUAUCAAUGUCAAUCAAUAUGGUGCAACGAUCUUGACACAAACUGAAAAAAACGGCCAACAGACUUGUCAGAAGAAUUCACGUUCUCAACUCAAAAAACACAACCUGCGACGUUUUGCUCUCACGAAGGAUCAGACUUUUGAUUUCCAGAUGUGAUCCAGCUGUGGUUUGUCAUGUGGUGCUGAUUGUUUCUCUUUAUCAAAGAAAUGAUCCAAGAACGAAAUUGGCAUCUGUGUUUAGAUCCAACUCACAUUUUCCAUUUGAUGAUUGUCCGAUAACUGUCAUCAGAGCAGAUUGAUUCUGCAGAUUGAUGGCGUGAUUUCCCUGUUGGACCAAUCAGAAGAAGAUUCACACUGAUUUUUGCUCACAACCACAACAGACUGAUGAUUUCUGUAUUAUUGAUUUGUGUGAUCGUUAUUGUUAAACAUACCAUUUUCUGUUUUGUAAAAGCCAGACUCCUGGAUUUAACAUCACUGCACGGACACGAUGAAGGAUCUUUAUUCCCUUUGACCAAGACACAAGAUUUUCAAAAUAACCCCCAAAUCAAAACACAUAUUAUAUAGGUCAACAUAAGAUUACUAUCAUGAGUGUCAAUAUGUAAUUUGGUUCAACUUUCAAGAAUGAUCUCCAGUGGAAAUAUUUGGUAAUAAUUAAUUGGAAUUCCAAGAAUAACUUUUUGAAUAAACGAUAAAUAAUGAAUGAAUAUUUAUUUGGAUUCAAAAAUGAAUACAAUUAUUAAAUGUAAUUUGCUCUAUAGAGCAUUUAAGCUCUUUUGGUUUGGUUUUAUAGCAGAAACUUCAAGGAUUUGGUCUCACCGCCCUGCAACAAAAAACAUAUUGGAGCAAAAAUUAUAAUUACCCCAAAAACUUGACGAAAUGAUGAUAUUUACUGGAGCAGCUCUUUCUGCAUAACUGCUCCCAAACUACAUUCAAAUUCCGCAUCUGUGAAAUCAGUUAUCCCACAUAUUCUCCUUACCUCCCGCAAGCUGUGAUUUCAGGUCCCAGAGUCUGGCUUUGAGGGUUUAGAUUUUUAUUCCGAUGCAUUUCAACUGUGUUGUAUCUUGUUCAAACCCUCGUUGCUUGUAAAAACACCUCAUCUCCAGAGGCCGCGCGCUGACGAGCCUCUGUGUAAAUUCGAUGCAUACAGAAAUGUAAGAUGCAUUUGGAGUAAUGUCUUUUGCAUGAUGAUAACCUGCAUAGAACUGAGAGAAUCAAGGGACGUCCGGGGUUCUUGCAGAUUAAGAAAAAACAUGGCCAAUCGCCAAAAAACUUCAUAUUCAUUGUCACGAGGUUGUUGCAUGACUUUUUGAUCUCACUGUACUCUCAGUCGAAUGAUUGAUUUCAAACUUGCUGCUAUUGAAUGAGCACAAAGAGAUUUUUGGUUUAGAUUGUCCACACACUCACCCCUGUUUUUCUUUUUUUCCAUUGAGUUUUCUUCAUAUGAGAGUCAACAGACCAUCACCUUGCACUUGGUUUUUACAUGAACAAGAGAAAAAAAAUAUUUUGAAUAUGAUGCCUGAUGAACCAGGUGCCUUAAUCAAAUAUAUGAGAACACAAAUCGGCACCUUCUGUCGGUCUGGAGGGGGUUUCCCUGCAGAAACAAAGGGGCUGGGUUUCCCAAAUCCUAAACUUGAAGAAAAACGAAAACCUCACCAAAUUUGUAUAAUAAUCAGCCUUUAAAUGCAGAUAGAAGCUAUUGUCUGCAUAGAAAAACUAACCCUGCAAACAUGUUCCCUUUUUGUAACCGAAGAAGAGCGUAAAUGACAAUGUGUUAAAGUAAAUUUGUGUCGUUUUGGGAAACCUGGUUCUGUUUUUUUAACUCUUUCUCUGCCCACUACGCCACGUUCUUGUGUUUUCUGUAUUGGCUGCUGCUGCUAUCACCGCUGGUGUGUGUCCGUGUAGAGAAGAGCAAACUUCCACUGUGUCUGAGGCAGAGGGAGACUCGGGCCUGAUUUUUUAACUUGUCAAUUACAAUGACAAGUUCUUCUUGGGUGUCGAGGCGGAGCACUGUGCUGCUGCCUCUUGAGACCUUAUCGAGAGAAGGGGGAUAAAAAAAAAAACAAAAAAACAAACACACAUGACCGAACUUUCCUUUUCUUAACUUUGCUAUAUUGAAGUGCCAGACCCUCCUUGAAGUCAGUGUUGGCACUGAGUCGCAGGAUGCGAAUAAAGCGACAAACUGAGCAUGGAGGUAAACCGUGGUGCUAAUCUGUCAGUGGCUGGGUGCUAACAUGGCUGUGUUAAAAAGCUGUAUUAGCCAUAUUAUUCCUUCUGUUGUCUACUCUGGUCAGUCUCGUGUUUCUGACUGCUGCACUGCUGUACGCUGACAUAGCGAGGUAUAACUCUGCUGCUGCUUUGCUGUUGAUGUAGACUAGUCUUCUUGUUGUCGGGAUCCAGAAAGAUCGUGAAUGUUGUAUCUUUAUAUAUGGCCGCUGUCCUGCUCGUUUGUUUAAACCAUUUUAUUUUUGAAUUGAGAUUAUAGUUUGAUAUUUAUGCUCUGAGUCUGUCCAACGUUGCACGUUUGAAUUUGUAUUCCUAAAUUAUAUUUUAUUGCCUUUACCCCUGAUCCCAGUGUUGAUGCCAUUUGUUUGAUAUUUAUUUGUUCAGUCCUGUAAAUUAUAGUGUGAGGACACCGUUUGUUUGAACUAGACUUUAUAGCUUUUCCACUGAAGUGGGCUUUUCCAUGAGUCAGAGACUUUACAUGAGACCCACAGACUCAUAUCACAGUCACAGUGAAACCUAAAAUUCCAUUUAAUUACAUACAACUCUGCGAUUGUAACAAUGCUCAAAGACAAAUUGGUCAACAAAAAACAGAGAAGCAAGUCAAAGCAAAUAGUUAAAAAUAGAAAUGUUGAAAUUACAUAUUCAAUUAUAAAAAACACAUCGUAAUCACACAUUAAAUUAAAAGGCUGAAGGCAACACCAGAUUAGUUCGCAUACAAAACUUAAUUGUAAGUCAUCACACAAUCUGGCUUCAGUUAUUUCCAUCUGUUCUUCCUUCCUGUCCUUCAGUAUCCUAUUAUUUAAGUUUCCUCUGCGUUUUGUUCUGCCCUGACGCCAGUUAAAGGAAACACGAUUUCUGCAGAUUUACAGUUUCAUUGUGACUGUUAGUAACUGACGUCUGUGAAGCUCAUGAAGCGUUCUGUUAUUUGAGGUUUUGAUGCGAUGACAGUUUCUGGCCCUGAACCAGGAUCAGCAAACUGAAGCAGCCUUUGAGCUCAGGUCAGGGGUCGGCUCGCCUACGCUCUCUAACCUUGUUGGGGAAAUUUGAGAAAAGAUUUGCUCGUGACCGUGGGAUCACGUUUUCUGGGGGAAACUUUACCACUGCGCCAGAGAUGUUUCGCCCUUUCUGAGUUCUUUUUAUUUUUUUGUUGGUUUCUUCAGAAGGGCUUUGGUCAGCAGUCGUCUCGUCAGGGAGUCCCUGAGAUUAUAGCCGGGGGUUACUCUAGGCUGGUGGGCAGAGACCCCUCAAUCUCCUCUGCGAUGAAUGAUGAGGAGAGGUUCGAUUUCCUCUUCUGCAGACUAAUCUUAUUAAAGCAUAACGACAACAACAACCCAUCCUCGGUAAUAAAAGCAAAAACCCUCUUUCUAUAUUUACACACUCAUCAUCCAACACUGCAAUGAUUUACAUCUCCUUCCAGACUUUGCCAAACUGCAUGGAGCGAGAGACAUUUAUCAAAAAAAAGAUAUUUGUCCUGAAACAUUUGUUACUGUUUUUUUUUUAUUUUAUUUUUUAUUUCACUUUUGAUAAAAAUGACAGACAGGAAGACGUUUUUAUAGGAAAUCCACGCCAGUCCAAACAUGUAGAGGAUGUGGGAGGUAUCUGUCACUCUGAGCUCCACAGCUCCAUGCCAUGGUUAUGAUGCUUCUGGUCUUGUAUGGUCACUUGUUUGACUCGAUCGACAGCAUGGGAUCUUUCUGUAAUUAGUCCUGUGUGUGUUUCUCUCACCAGUCUCAGUAGGAUGACUGUACUCCAUUGCUAAGUGCUCUAUAAUAGAUCUCUUGGUGAUUAUAAUUUCAUAAAUAAGCAAAACCUGCAGAAAGUGUAUCCUGCUGAAACUAACUUGAUCCUCUCUUUAGCGAUGACGUCUAUAUUUGUAGUUCACAUAUAUGCCUGUUCUAUUACAAUAUCUUGACAGUUGUUAUAUUUAUGUUGUGUAAUAAAUGUCGUGCUGGGUUUAUACUUUUGUUCUUACUAACUUUUUUUUGAAUUUUUUUUUUCUCUGAGGCACAAUGGGUGGCUUUAUGCACAAGCAUGAAAAUGUAAAAGACGUUUAUUUUUAUUUUCUACAAUCUUUUGGUUUGUACUGUAACGACUCGUUCUGUUUCAGAGCUUCUGACAGGUUUUGUCUCUGGCUGCUCCACAUCCUGCAGACAUCUGCCCUGAAUCUCUGUCGUGUUUAUUGUGCCUCUUUUCGUUUUCUUUCGUUCUUUUGUUCUUUUGAAAUCAUUCUUUAUCUGUUGUAUCAGCCAGGAGUUGGUACCACAACUUUGCUUGUAACCACAAUAGUCUGAUUAUGUUGUUUGAUUUUAAUAUCAAAACAAUAAAAAACAUUAGCACCCCA
Hippoglossus stenolepis (Pacific halibut) is the source of this 12477-nucleotide messenger RNA. It is a transcript of the gene crebrf, whose product is annotated as creb3 regulatory factor. The transcript is spliced from 10 exons. Gene Ontology annotation, biological process: regulation of transcription by RNA polymerase II; response to unfolded protein. Lineage: Eukaryota; Metazoa; Chordata; Actinopteri; Pleuronectiformes; Pleuronectidae. The record is from RefSeq and is a predicted model, not a curated record. Gene Ontology annotation, molecular function: DNA-binding transcription factor activity, RNA polymerase II-specific; RNA polymerase II transcription regulatory region sequence-specific DNA binding. Gene Ontology annotation, cellular component: nucleus. Bases 578 to 2791 code for a protein of 737 amino acids.